Messenger RNA from Trichosurus vulpecula (common brushtail), 1535 nucleotides. RefSeq names its product general transcription factor IIIC subunit 6 (gene GTF3C6). The record is from RefSeq and is a predicted model, not a curated record. Gene Ontology annotation, biological process: transcription by RNA polymerase III. The transcript has 6 exons. Gene Ontology annotation, cellular component: transcription factor TFIIIC complex. Lineage: Eukaryota; Metazoa; Chordata; Mammalia; Diprotodontia; Phalangeridae. The coding region runs from base 135 to 806 and encodes 223 amino acids.
GGCUCAGCAGACGGCCCUCAAGAUGGCGGCGCAGGCCACACCUCCACCCCUCCCCCCCCCCCCCGGUGCUCGAUCACGUGACGGUAGUGGGGGCUGCUGGGGGAAAGGCACUUUGAAUCCAAUCCCUGUGGAGCAUGGCGGCUGCUACACUGGGUGAGCAAGCUCCCGGACGCGAGGAAGAAGAGGAGGAAGAAGAGGAGGAGCAAUUGGUCAUGGUGGAAUUAUCAGGAAUUAUAGAUUCAGAGUUUUUAACAAGAUGUGGAAACAAAUGCAAGAUUUUGGGCAUUGACACGGAAAGACCUAUUCUUCAAGUAGACAGCUAUGUCUUUGCUGGGGAAUAUGAAGAUACUCUUGGGACCUGUGUUGUGUUCGAAGAAAAUACAGAUCAGGUUGAUGCAGAAGGUAACCAUAAAACAGAGCUGAAAUAUAAGUGCCACACAAUGAAGAAACUGAGUAUGACAAGAACACUUCUGACUGAGAAGAAGGAGGGAGAAGAAAACAUAGGUGGUGUGGAAUGGCUGCAGAUCAAGGACAAUGAUUUUUCAUAUAGACCCAACAUGAUUUGUAGCUUUGCUCAUCAGAAGGAAGAUGAGGAAGUUGCAGCCCAAGCCCCAGACAAAACUUUGGAAAUGGAAGAGCAGGAGAUGCAAGCCAAAGAGAACACAGGCAUGGGCAGUGAACUGGAAAAAUCAGACCACUUGGAAAUGGAGGAUGCUGGUCCUCUUCUUGAUAGCCCUUCUUCUGAGACAGAAGAUUCGACUUCUAUGGACACUCAGGAGCCUGCCUUAGAAGCCGCUGCUAGGUGACAUCAUUCUUGUAGGUUCUAGGCAAUGGGCACAACUGGAAUUCUGAUUUUGGAGAAGUGAAUGUAUAGCUUACAUUUAUUCAUGGAUUCCAUGACUAUUAUCCAUACGCAUAAUAUAGCUGCAUGUAUUUGGAUAAGUCAGGACCCAGCACUAACCAGAUAGUUUAAAAAAUUUUUUUUAUUCCUCUCCUUCAGAUUCUCUAAAUUAGAGAUUUUAGCUGAAGUGGGUAUUGUAUGUAGGUAAAGGCAUUAUUUUUGGGGGGCUUAAAGGAUUUCUGGGAGCUUGAGUAGAGGAAUCCUGAGUAAAACAUAGCUACAUAUUCAAACCUUUCCUCUAAGAGGAUAACUAGGAAAUUCUAGUAGUUACUAGAAAACAUUGUUUGGUCCUGCUCUCUCCUCUGUACCAUGAUUCCAUUCUAUCUCGGAAUGAUUGGCAGAAAUUUAAUUUUUAAUUUUCAGAAUUAUUACAGACUUCUGAUUCUAUAACAUUGGGCUUAUAUACCUUAUUCCUAUAGUGUGAGGAACUAUAGAGGAUCAUUUUUUGUAAGGUUGUAUAACAAACCAUUCCAGAUAAGCAAAAGUCAGAUGAAUGAGGUGGUAAUGUAGUCUGUUUACAUGAAAAUGGAGUAAUAAAUACCGUGGAGAACAUGGAUGCAUUUUAUCUUCUCAUUUGUUUAUAACAAUAUUUGUAUAUAGUAAAAUAAAGUCUUAUUUUUCAGAAAUUUUUUAA